GGCAGUGACGUCAGAUUGGCGCAGGACAAAGUGUCGUCGCGUCGUGCUGCUGUCAGGUGGUCCCUUUUGUGGUGGGUUCCCGUGGUCGCUGCGCAACGGCCGGCCGACUUCCGCAGCGGGUCUCGGGCCACCGAGCGCCGUCUUCACCCAGCGCCAUGGCUGUGGCCGCUGUCGGCCGCCCGAGAGCCGUGCGCUGCCCGCUGUUGCUCCUGCUGUCACUCCUGCUGGUAGCCGGCCCUGCGCUGGGCUGGAACGACCCCGACAGAAUACUCUUGCGGGAUGUGAAAGCUCUUACCCUCUACUCCGACCGCUACACCACCUCCCGGAGGCUGGACCCUAUCCCACAGUUGAAGUGUGUUGGAGGCACCGCCGGUUGUGAUGCCUAUACCCCCAGGGUGAUACAGUGCCAGAACAAAGGCUGGGAUGGCUACGACGUGCAGUGGGAAUGUAAGACCGACUUGGAUAUUGCAUACAAAUUUGGCAAAACUGUGGUGAGCUGUGAAGGCUACGAGUCCUCUGAAGACCAGUAUGUCCUCAGGGGUUCCUGCGGCUUGGAGUACAACUUAGAUUACACAGAGCUGGGCCUGAAGAAACUGAAGGAGUCUGGAAGGCACCAGGGCUUCUCUGAUUAUUAUCACAAGCUGUACUCCUCGGAUUCCUGUGGCUUCAUUACCAUUGCAGUACUGUUUGUUCUCGCCUUUGCGGUUUACAAGCUGUUCCUCAGCGAUGGCCAGGGGUCGCCUCCGCCUUAUUCUGAGCACCCACCAUACUCCGAGCACUCUCAGAGGUUUGCCAGCGCUGCAGCGGCGCCUCCUCCGGGCUUUAAGUCGGAGUUCACAGGACCACAGAAUACUGGCUAUGGUGCAAGCUCUGGCUUCGGGAGUGCUUUUGGAGGCCAAGGCUAUGGCAGUUCAGGGCCGGGGUUCUGGUCUGGCCUGGGAGCUGGAGGACUGCUCGGGUAUUUGUUUGGCAGCAACAGAGCGGCGACCCCUUUCUCAGACUCGUGGUACCAUCCAGCCUACCCUCCUUCCUACUCUGGGGCCUGGAACAGUCGGGCCUACUCACCACUGGGUGGAGGCGCAGGGAGCUAUUGUGCAUCCUCUAAUACAGACUCGAGAACCAGACCGGCGUCAGGAUAUGGUGGCACCAGAAGACGGUAAAAUAGGAAGUUGAAGGCAAACACUGGAUGCAAAGUUUCUAAUUUGUCAUCACCAUCUCUUUAACACCUGGAUAAUGGGAAUAACCAAAAGUUGUGUGUUGUUUGGUCCUUGUGUAGCUUUUCCUGUCCCGUUGUUUGUGGCCAAGAGUUGAUAUGUGACAGAAUGCUAUGUUUUGUAUGAUAAUGUAACAUGCGUUCAAAGCGAUGGCUACUGUGGAAUGCUGACAUUGUUGUGCUUGUUUCUCAAGCCUUUCAUACCAGAGGGUGCAUUAAGAAUGGAGCACCCUCCUCCUGAGACUGAGCACAGACCGCUUGAGCUGAGGUGGCUUUGGACCAUGAGUCAUUCCCUCGUAGAAGCAACAAUCCUCUAUUGGAUAUUAAAACAUUUGGUGUUUGCUGUUCUUCAAGCAUUGAAGCCCAGUGCUGACUACUAAUUAUGCUGAUUUGUGGGUUGCAAUCACUUGAUCUGUAGAGCUUGGACCCCUCCUGUGGUGGUCAGCAUCUGGAGAGUGAUUCUGACCUUUCACAGGAAGGGUAGAAAGAAGAUGACUGUGCGCACAGAAGGCUUGGAACUGCUAGAGUUCAGUUUUCAGGCGGUAACAUUCAGAUGCAAAAGCAUGGAGUUCUUUGUGGAGUCUUAAACUGUCAGAUGUUGUGACAUUUUGUUUUAGCCUUACAUUAAUAUGACAAUAAAUUAAAAAAACGGGAAGUA
Messenger RNA from Mus caroli (Ryukyu mouse), 1871 nucleotides. RefSeq names its product store-operated calcium entry associated regulatory factor (gene Saraf). Gene Ontology annotation, cellular component: endoplasmic reticulum membrane. NCBI's taxonomy places the organism in Eukaryota, Metazoa, Chordata, Mammalia, Rodentia, Muridae. Gene Ontology annotation, biological process: regulation of store-operated calcium entry. The record is from RefSeq and is a predicted model, not a curated record.